AAAUAAGGGUAGGGAUUCUAUUACAGCAAUGGAAAGUAGAAAAAAUUGUAUUUGGGACAUCAACUCGGGAGGAGUUCGCAGGAGCAGUGUAGAGGAAGCGAGAGUGCGAGAGGAUGGGGAGAGAGGUAUCAGAGAGCUGCGUCGAUAGCCUUCUAAUUGAAAUGGUCUCCACCUACUGCAACCGCUUCUACGCCAACAAAUCGGAGCUCGCCGCCCGUCGGAUCGAGGCCAUUGGUUAUCAGGUCGGCCACCAGCUCUCCGAACGGUACACAAUGGAGAGGCCACGCUUUGGUGAUCAUCUAGAAGCAAUCAAGUUCAUUUGCAAAGAUUUUUGGUCAGAACUCUUCAAGAAGCAGAUAGACAACUUGAAGACAAAUCAUAGAGGAACCUUUGUUUUACAAGAUAAUCGUUUCCGUUGGCUUGCACGCUUGUCAAUUGAUCAAACAUCUGAAAAUGAAGGAGCAUCUCAAGAUCCGUCUGAGAACAAGGCCAUGCAAGCAAUGAGCAUGUAUCUCUAUUUUCCAUGUGGAAUUAUCAGGGGAGCUCUUUCAAACUUAGGAAUACCUUGUGCUGUUUCUGCAGACAUGUCCAACCUUCCUGCAUGUUCAUUUGUGGUGCGUAUAAAGGCUUGAUGAGGGGCAUGCAGGCCAGAAUUUCUAAUAUUGGGCAUCCAAAUACUUGUUGCUGUUACUUGCUAGCAUAAGAGGAUUAUUUCUCACCUUAUUUUGCACAAAGACUUCUCUGAACUUGUAGCACCAGAAUUCUUGAAGAAAUAUAUUGUACCGAGUAAACCUGAUUUAAUCUCGGUAGAUUUGUUGGUAAGAUUUCCGUUUGUAUUGAAGUGUUUUACUUAAGGCCAAGAAAAAGUAUUUACUCGCAUAAUAUCUAUUCUAAC
Rubroshorea leprosula is the source of this 895-nucleotide messenger RNA. The record is from the annotation of a GenBank genome assembly. NCBI's taxonomy places the organism in Eukaryota, Viridiplantae, Streptophyta, Magnoliopsida, Malvales, Dipterocarpaceae.